This is a messenger RNA of Fimicolochytrium jonesii, 2724 nucleotides long. RefSeq names its product kinase-like domain-containing protein. The record is from RefSeq and is a predicted model, not a curated record. Lineage: Eukaryota; Fungi; Chytridiomycota; Chytridiomycetes; Spizellomycetales; Powellomycetaceae. The coding region runs from base 1 to 2724 and encodes 907 amino acids. Gene Ontology annotation, molecular function: protein kinase activity; ATP binding. Gene Ontology annotation, biological process: protein phosphorylation. The transcript is spliced from 3 exons.
AUGUCGAGCUUGCGCGGAGGUGCUUUGAAGGGGACCACCGUCAACGACAAUAACAAGCAGCACCACAAUUCGCCUGUUCAACUUGCCGGCGACAACGCCGAUGAAGAAGAAGGGUUGCACCCAUUUGAACUUUCUGAAGAAGACUAUGCCGACCCGUAUACGUCCAACGGUGAUCAUGACCACCAUCUCACAGGCACCAGUCCCGGCUCCAGCCCCGAAAAGCAUCCACGCGCCGGCUCGUCACGCCGCCGGCGGUCAAGGACGCCAAAAGGCCCAGCGUCAGCCGCCAUGAUCCGUCGACAAACGUCCCUCCGCCGUCGCAUGCACCACGAAGAGGAACGACGAACCCGACAAGGCCGCUUACUCCUCGUAUCCAUGCUCGAAAACUUCUGCGCCCUCUACGACGAGUCGCCCGAACGCAACCGCCGAUUAUUCUACGUGAUCUGCAAACAGCUCGCGUCGAUGGGGAUCAUCGAGGCGCACGAUUUCCUCGACGAACUAGCCAGCGUCCGCGGCGCAUACAAGCGAGCGUUCAGGGAUCUCGUCAUCCGCGCCAUGGACGCCAUCAAAGAGCAGGAAGGCCCGUCGGCGCUCCCGUUUGAAGCGAAGGAGUUUGACAGGGUGCAACAUCCUAAUGGCGGCGGUGGCGGGAAAUCGCCGCUGAUGUCGACUAGGCAGGCUGAUAACCUCGACGGGACCCGCUGCGUAUCCCCUCUGAUGCCGCGCGACUCGAAUUUCACGCGCAACCGUCGCGUCCAGCUCACACACCGAAGCCCGUCUGUGUGGGAUGCGCAUGCCUCGCGAUACUCCGAGGAUUUCGAAGAAAUGAACGUUCUGGGCCGUGGCGCGUUCGGACGAGUGUACCGCGUGCGAAACAGGUUGGACGGCAUUGAAUACGCCGUCAAGAAAGUCCGUCUGAAGCUCGGCACCAACACAUUGGAGCGGAUCCUCCGGGAAGUCAAGUUCCAGGCGAAGCUGCACCACCCGAAUGUGGUCCGCUACUUUUCGGCGUGGGUCGAGGAUAUUGCCGAGCAUUCAACUCAUCGGGGUGUACCUGAUGGAGCGGGGGUGAAGCAGGACACGGGCCAGCAUCCUGAUGACCACUUCCAGAGCGAUUUCGAGACGGCGAGCAGGACGGUUGACACACUUCCCUCUAACAUCCCGUACCGAAGCAGCACGACUGAGGACAGAUGGACGGACAGUCGGAUCACGGAGGUCCUUACUUCGGACAGUGAUCUGGGCCUGGCGCCGUCCGGUGAUGAAGACAGUCUGGACAUUGUGUUUGCGGAGGAAGCAGAGCCUGUCAUUGACGAUACCACUGGAACCCCCUCGCCGGAUGUGUUCACCGAGUCGUCGGAAGACUGGUCGACCUCCGCUUCGAAUUCACAUAACGAGGCUACAGCUACACCCAAGAAAAGUUUCUUCAGGAAGCCGUCGCAGGUUCCGCACACCCCAGAAAACGAGGAAGACAAUGAUGUCAACGAUGAGAACGGCCAUUAUCAAGAAGAAACCAACCCCCGCCGCACAUUCAACGACAUCUCAACCCUCCCCGCCGCCAUAAAAUCCCUCGUCUCCCGCAACCUCUCCACCCCCCUCCUCGCCACCUCCCCGCCCCUCUCCCUCCCCACCCUCCCUUACGACGUCAACCUCACCCUCCUCAUCCAAAUGGAACUCUGCUCCCACACCUUACAAGACCAUCUCCGUAAACGUAACGCCCUUCUCGCCUCCGACCCCUCUCAAACGUUGGAUGUUGAUGAAGCACGGUGGAUCUUUAGAGACCUGGUGGAAGGGUUGUUGUAUGUGCAUAGUAUGGGAUGCAUACAUAGGGAUAUCAAGCCGAAGAAUAUUUACUGGAAGGAGAGGCAUGGAGUGGGGAGGGGGGAUGGACGAGGCGGGGUGUGGAAGAUUGGGGAUUUUGGGCUAGUUACUGCUAGUGAGUUGAAUGAUGACACCCAGUGUGAGAGUGGGGGAGAGAGUGGGAAGGAGACGCCGGUUGGGUCGCCUGCAUCGGUUGAGUCGCUGGAUAAAUGGCGUGCAGGGACUCCGAAGGCGGGGGUUGGGUCGAGUGAGGGGGUGAAUAGGAGGAGACAGAGCUCGUCGAGGACGUCGAAGCGGUCGAAGAAUGGGAGUGAUCGGACGGCUGGGGUUGGGACGUUCACCUACGCCUCCCCCGAACAACUCCACCCCUCCCCCACCACCCCCUACACGCCCGCCAGCGACAUCUACUCCCUAGGCAUCAUCCUCUUCGAGCUCCUCAACCCCUUCUCAACCCAAAUGGAACGCGCGCAACAUCUCGCUCAUUUGCGUUCGGGGGUGUUUCCAAAGGGGUUUGAGGCGCGGUUCCCGGUUGAAACUGGGUGGAUGAGAAGUAUGAUGGGUGGACGGCCGGGGGGGAGGCCGGGGGCGGCGGAGUUGUUGGUUUGGGUUGAUGAGCCUGUGGUGGGUGGGGGGUGUCAGACCCCGAUUGGGUCACCCACCGAUCAAACGACGCCCACGGCUGAUUCCUUUGCGAAAAUACCGACCUCUACCCCUACUACGACAGCGACGACGACGACGACGACCACACCGGCAUUGAGUUCGGCGGGAUUACAAGUUACACUCACGCCGCCGAUACCGAUACCGGUACCGAUACAGGACGAUGGGUUGGCGGAACAGAACCGCGCGCUUCGGGUUAGGGUUGAGGAGUUGGAAAGGAGGUUGGCGGGGAUGGGUGUCGAUGUUUGA